AUGGCUGGUGUCAACCCGUACGCUGCGGGCUCGGACUCGCCCGCCUCGCUGCGAAAGGACAGCUUCCAGCACCCGGCGCAGCUCACCAGCGAGCUCCUCCGCAUUCAUCCACACUCGCUCACCCACCCGCGAACCACGCCCUUGAUCAGCGACAAACUCUACUCUGGCUUCGUCGAGCACCUCGGCCGCGGGAUCUACGGUGGAAUUGUUGAUGACCCCAAGAGGCCCAGUCCAGCGUCCAUCCUCGAGAAGCAAGACAAGGGCGAUGAUCGCACCAAGGGUCGUUUGGCGUGGCGCAAGGAUGUCGCCAAGAUCCUCUCCAGCGAUGGCGAGCUCGAGAUGCCCAUCCUUCGCUGGCCGGGUGGUAACUUUGUUUCAAAUUACCAUUGGCAAGAUGGCAUCGGACCCAUCUCGCAACGGCCGAAGCGAGUCGAGCUGGCUUGGCUGUCGACCGAGACGAACCACUUUGGUACGGACGAGUUCAUCGACUACUGCCGCGAACUCAAGGUGGAGCCCUACUUCUGCAUCAACAUGGGGACAGGAACGUACGAGGAGGCGCUCGCGUGGCUCGAAUACUGCAACGGUACCGGUGACACCUACUGGGCCAACCUUCGACGCAAGAACACGGGUCGUGACGAGCCGCACAACGUCAAACUCUGGGGCCUUGGCAACGAGAUGCACGGUCCGUGGCAAGUCGGUUUUCUCAAUGCCACCGACUACACCAAGAUGGCCAAACGGUGGGCGCACGGUAUGAAGCUCGUCGAUCCAUCCAUCAAGCUCGUCUCGUGCGGCAACCAGGGCAAUUCGGAAUGGGAUCGUGAGGUUCUCAACGGUCUCAUCGGCGUAGUCGACUACCACUCGAUCCAUCUCUACUCGAUGCUGGGUCACGAACACUACAGCACGCUCUCCGGGUUUGAGUAUGAGAAAAACGUCUUUGGCCCUGCCGCGGCGGAGAGAGGGAUUGAGAUCUGCGCCUCGCUCAUCGACCUGGCCAAGAUCGACAAGGCGUCUUCGUUGCUGGACUGGAACAAUCGCGAUCAGAAGGUUGCCGCGCGCGACAUCAAGAUCUGCUACGACGAGUGGAACGUUUGGGACGAAGUGAAAGCGCCUGGAUCUCAAGGGCUGGAACAGGCCUACGACUACACGGAUAUGAUCGGCGUCGUUGCAUGGCUCAACAUCCUCGUUCGCAAAUCGAAGGAUGUCGGCAUCGCAUGCAUCGCACAGAGCGUCAACGUCAUUUCGCCCCUCAUGACCAGUUCCGAUGGUCUGCUGUUUCAGACUACCUAUUGGCCCCUCCGUCUGUUUGCGCGGUACAUGAAGAACGGUCGACUGCUCAAUCUCGGUUUCACCCCCGACGCCUACGAGGGCCCGACGUACCCAGAGUGGAUCCAACACCUCUCCAAACCGGCAUACGUGGAUUGCGUCGCCGUGCUCGUCCAGGACCAAGGCGGCAAGAAGGCCAGCAUCCGACUCAGCGUACUCAACAGACACCCGACGGCAGACUGGAACGGCGAGAUUCACUUCGACGGUUUCAGGAUCGACAACGUCGAAUCGCACGUGCUGUACCACGACGAUCUGUUGGCCAAGAACACCUUCGAGCAACCCAACGUCGUCGUUCCCCAGGUCACAAAGUUCAGCGGCAAGGAGUGGACAAAGCAAGCUCCGCAGCCCGUACGAAAGCACUCGUGGUCCUUCUUCAUCUUUGACGGCACUGUUCUGUAG
Messenger RNA from Kalmanozyma brasiliensis GHG001, 1722 nucleotides. RefSeq names its product Alpha-L-arabinofuranosidase, C-terminal. Gene Ontology annotation, biological process: polysaccharide catabolic process; L-arabinose metabolic process. Gene Ontology annotation, molecular function: alpha-L-arabinofuranosidase activity. The record is from RefSeq and is a predicted model, not a curated record. Bases 1 to 1722 code for a protein of 573 amino acids. The transcript has a single exon. Lineage: Eukaryota; Fungi; Basidiomycota; Ustilaginomycetes; Ustilaginales.